AUGUACUUUUCGAUUAUUUUGACUUUCUGUCUUAUUGCUGCAUCCCAAGCAGGAAUUUAUCCAGGAAAUGCUUAUGGAAAUAUUUAUGAUGGUGCCCCAGGUCUUGGUUAUGGAUAUGUACAAAAAGCAUAUGAACCAAUAUAUGAAGGACAUGGUGAUCAUUACGCUUAUCCAAAAUACGAGUUCAGUUAUGGAGUAAACGACCCUCACACCGGUGACCACAAAUCCCAACACGAAGAACGUGAUGGCGAUGUUGUCAAAGGUUAUUACACUGUUGCCGAUCCUGAUGGUACCCUCAGAACCGUCCACUACACCGCUGACGACCACAACGGUUUCAACGCAGUUGUAGAAAAAACUGGACACCCUGUGCAUCCGGUUGUAGAAAAGGUUGCCGUGCCUAUUUAUGACAAGCCGGUGUUGCCGGUUUAUCAGAAGGUUUUAUAUGGCGGAUCUCCUUAUGUAGCUGAUGGCCACACUGGCGACGAAAAAGAGCAAUCCGAAGUCCGUGUAGGUGACACAGUCAAAGGCCAAUACUCACUGAAGGAACCUGAUGGCACCAUCAGAGUGGUAAAAUACACAGCUGACCCCCACAACGGUUUCAACGCAGUGGUAUCGAGAAUCGGCCACGCUUCGCAUCCGCAAAUCAUCUCCAAAGUCAUACCCGUAGCCACUCAUGGAAUUGCUCUUGGAGGACACGGUCUGGGUGGUCAUGGAAGCUACUGA
Messenger RNA from Brassicogethes aeneus, 723 nucleotides. NCBI's taxonomy places the organism in Eukaryota, Metazoa, Arthropoda, Insecta, Coleoptera, Nitidulidae. The record is from the annotation of a GenBank genome assembly.